This is a messenger RNA of Cherax quadricarinatus, 2034 nucleotides long. RefSeq lists its product as uncharacterized. Gene Ontology annotation, biological process: regulation of transcription by RNA polymerase II. Gene Ontology annotation, molecular function: RNA polymerase II cis-regulatory region sequence-specific DNA binding; DNA-binding transcription factor activity, RNA polymerase II-specific. The record is from RefSeq and is a predicted model, not a curated record. Lineage: Eukaryota; Metazoa; Arthropoda; Malacostraca; Decapoda; Parastacidae.
ACCUCAAGUAUUGACGGUGUUGAAAUCUCCUUUGAGCUAUUUUCACAUUCAACACCUUUCAUUUGUUACAUUUCCGUCUAUACAUUUAUGAGAGUGUUAUGUAGCAUCAGAUAUUUAAUGUCUUUGAUGCUAUUAUAAAUAAAUAUAUGUGUGUUUGUGUUAUAGUAGUUAUUUGCGUAAGUAAGUAGUAUGGUACCUUGUGCAGCAGAUGAGCUGCCCAGUGUACAGGUCAGUUCCCCGGAGGGAGGAGGAGCUAACGUCAAGAAUAAGGCAAGAAAUUGUGUCUUGAGUCGUACUAGCACAACACGCCGCGGGUUUCACCCAAGGAACAGCAACGCUACCAAGGACUACAUAUGUGAGCUGUGCAGCAAAAGUUUCCACAAAAGAUGGCAUCUGAUCCACCACCUGCGGAUGCACACUGGAGAGAAGCCUCACCGGUGUGGCACUUGCGACAAAGCCUUCACGCAGAAGGGAGACCUCACGAGGCAUUUGAGAAUACACACAGGUGAUAAGCCCUAUAAAUGUGACGACUGCAACAAAGCCUUCACACACAAGAGCAAUCUGGUGCAACACUCCAGGAGACAUACUGGAGAGAAACCCUUUCAGUGCCACGACUGCAGCAAAUCCUUCUCCAGAAAGAGCGUCCUGAUUCAGCACGUCCUCUUACACAGCGGACACAAACCCUACACAUGUGACCAGUGUCACAAACUCUUCUCGCGUAAGGGAGCACUAAUUAAGCAUAAAUGGAGUCACACCGGCAAGUGGCCCUACCAGUGUGACCAGUGUAACAAAGGGUUUUCUGACAGGACUCACAUGGACAGUCAUAUGAGGAGCCACAAUGGCGAGAAACCCUACGAAUGUGACGAGUGUGGCAAAACAUUCGCAGAUAAAAGCAACUUGUGCCGCCACAUAAAGAUGCACUCACGGGACUACAACAGAAGAUGCCAACAAUGCGGAACGCCUCUGUUAACGAGAAGGAACUCGCACACACCUCAGAAACCAAACACGUGUCGCAAGUGUUUAGAGAGUUUCUUAAUUAAAACAAGGAGUAAGACUGAUGUCAUGUUCAAAUGUGACAUUUGCGAGAAAGAAUUCACCCUGAAAAGCAAUCUAGCGCAGCACCUGAUUCUCCACACAAACGUGAAACCCUACAGUUGUCAGGUGUGUGGGAAAGAGUUUUCUCACAGAAGUAACUUGGCUAGGCAUAGGAAUAUACACACUCAGGCAGGUACACAUAAAUGUAGUUUCUGUGACAAAGUGUUCUCUCGUAUAAUCACUUUCAACCAACACAUGAAAUCGCACGAAAAAUCCGGUCUUAAAGGCGAAUUAAGGGUCUGUGUGGAUUCCGGCACAAAUUCUGUUGGUGAAGAAGCGGGCAGCAGAAAUAUGAACGUCUGCGUAGAGUCUGCAUCACAGGCAGGUGAUCCAAAUCCCACAGCAGAAGCAACAAACGGAACAGCCGCAGAUGAGAACGGCAUGUCAACCAAUUCAGAAGAGUCAGACACCAAGGAGAAUAUUGCUACAGUCCAGCAAACCCCCCAUGACCCCGGGGUACAAAGCAGGCUUCCCAUGGUGACCAUACCAAGAGAAAACAUCGUGGAAAUUAAAACCGAAAGAGAAGGUGAUGAACGGUACGGAUGCAUUACACAGCAAGAGCGAAAUGUUUAUAAUGCUCAGUCGACAAUUACUGUCAAUUGCAACACAGUUCUGACCUCAGGGGCAACGCACCACGUCUCGGACCCAACUCAGGAAGGCAAAAAUACCAAGAGAAAUGCCAGUGCAACUACCAAUGGCCUUCAGUGCCAGAGAGGACAUGGGGACAUACCAAUGGUUACCAUACCAGCGAUGAAUAUCCUUGAAUUUAAAAAAGAGAAGGAUAAUGACUCUUGCGCUAUAAAUCAAACAGGACAGAGUAUGAGUGUUCUCUGCGGCGAGUCAGUAACUACCCAGGAACACUCUGCCGCCACGAGCUGUUCUUCUCGUCAGCGGCACCACAGCAAUGCUGCGCCGUGAGCAACACAGCAGCAACACAGC